Paramuricea clavata is the source of this 15679-nucleotide messenger RNA. The record is from the annotation of a GenBank genome assembly. Lineage: Eukaryota; Metazoa; Cnidaria; Anthozoa; Malacalcyonacea; Plexauridae.
GCGCAUAUUGCGACUUCGUACUUCUAGUGAGAAAUUUGGCGCUUUUUGAUUACUCGGAUGGAAAAUAUCCACGAUAUCAAGUAGAUAAGGUAUUACCUUAUCAAUUUUAACUUAAACUGGGCUUACAAACAAGCGAUAGCGGUGACGAGAGCGACUCCGAAGAACAGAGUGAAUCGUCUGACGAGGAAAUCACGAUGUGUAAUGUGUUUGAGGUAGAAAAUGCUUGGCGCAUUGCACAUUGAAGCCAAAAGAUAUUGAAUUGUUUUGUUGCCACGAUAAAACGUUAGACUACGAUGAAUAAGAUGCAUGAUUAAAGGAGGCUGAAACCCAAGGGGAGAAGUGCUCGACUGCCUUUACAACACUGUCAAUACAUGCAGAAUUGAAAGCAAACAUGCUUGUCGGAAGGGCUAUUAAAUAGACGUUUGUCGCUAUCUUGAAGAUAUUAAACUGGCCUCUGGAUGACAAAGAUUUGGACAAGAUACACAAAAUUUAUAGACUAGUAGCUUCCAACGAUGUUCGCGUUGGGUAUUUCAGAUUUUGGGGAAUAAGAACAGAAGGCCACUUCACGGCAUGCGUGUGUUCACACAAUAAUAGACAAAUCCCAUUAUAGAGUAAUUUUAAAACUAGGCAAGGAGAUGCAAAUAAAUCACGACAGCUAGAAAGAGCAUACUAAAAUGAGUAAAAUUGCAAAGUUUAGUUGCGAAAUGUUGUAAAAUGCGGAACAUAUAGCCUUGUAAAGUUCGCAAAUUUUGUACACUUUUGUAUUGCGUGCGGAAAUUGCUAAUUUUCGGCCCAAAUGUGGUAGCAAUUAACGCACGCAAUACAAAAGUAUACAAAAUUUGCUAUGUUUCCGCAUUUUACAACAUUUCGCAACCAAGCUUUGCAAUGUUACCCAUUUUAGUAUGCUCUUUCUAGCUGUGGUGAUUUAUUUGCAUCUCCUUGCCUAGUUUUAAAAUUAGUCUAUAAUGGGAAUUGUCAAUUGUGUAUUCGAGAGCGGUUUGGGGCUUUGAGAUUGUGUGAAUGUUCAUUUAUUCAAAUUUGGCUAAAUCUAUAUUCUUUUAAUAAUAACUCUAUAGUAUGUGCCGAUUACAUGAAGCAUUUUCAAGCCUGGGGAUAAACUAGUUUUAUACUGUUGACAGCGUUGGAAUUUGUUCAAUAAAGUAGCCCUCGGCCUGGGUGCUCGAAACAGGUUUGAAGUUUAAUUUUAACCUUGUUUUUGAACUGAGUCAAAAUCCAAGGUUGAAGAUCCUCUAAUUCCUUCGAUGUAAUCAGCUUUAUUAUAUAAUGUGCAGCAUGCAACCCCAAUUUCAUACAACAUAUAAUUUGCAAUUGUCCUAUUAUCUAUUAAAGUGCAGUGGUGUAUAUAUUAAUGCUUUAUUAAAAUUAAGUUUAUAAACAAAUUUGUUCUCAUUAUUUAUAUCACAAAAACAUCAAAACGAUUUUUGCACGCGAAUUGCAAAGAAUCAAAACAUAUUCUCAGUCAUUUUAUAGUAUUUAUUUAUGCGAUAUUGUUCCUGUUGAUGUGGUCAUAGCCGUGAUCACCGAGAACAGCAAAUAUAAAAGUCUACAAAGUAGGCGAGCAUAUUGUCAUAUUGACAUAGUACCAGACUAUGCAUAUGGCCAAUCAUUUAUAAUCUAAGAGCUUUUACCGCCGAAAUCAACGCGUUUAUUUCAAAAACACAGCUGAAACACGCAGUAGAGUAGUAGCGCUAAAUUUUUACGCAGUUAUACAAAAAAAUUUGGAGUUAAUCCGCACUUUUUGGUCAAAAUCUUCGUAGAAUGUGUUCGCACGCAUACUAUUUUAUGUUGACAAUAUUUGUUUCCCCUGCUUUUGACGUCACAAAUUUAUUCUCACAUAAAUUAGCAUACCAGGUUUUUUUCAAGAUGGCGGACGACUGUCGAAAGUUUUAUGAUAUUUCUGAACAACUAAACGCGAUUGACAAGUGAAAAUACGUAAUUAAGUAUUCCGUAGGUAUGUUUAAUAGAUAUCGAGAAUAAAAAAAUUUAUUGCCAUUGUCCUUUAAGUAUUGUUUACAUUUUUUGUUAUUGUCGCUACUUGACAUGCGCACCACGGCAUGCAUGCGUCUUCCGGUGUGCGGAAGUACUCAUACUCAUCGAUACUGCAUGUAAGAUACAGCCAAACGAAUCUCCGUGGAGUCCCCUACUUAAUUAAGGUGGCUUUUCGACUAAAAAAUGACUGUAGGGCCCCUUUAAGCCGCCCAUAUAUUGAUGUCACCUCGUUAGUUAUUCACUAAUUCACCGGUAAAUUUAAAAAGGAACGGAUGCCAUUGAUGACGAAUUACUAUCUAGAAAAUACGUGUUUUCUCCCACCAAUAAUUUGAAAUUGAGAGAACGUCUUCUUACAUCCUUUAUAUUGUAUGAGCGUGCGCGGUUUUCGUUGUAUUGGCAGCACAGCUGCAUUGCGAUGCACGACAGGAAAUUGCGCAGAAAUAUGGGCAUGUUUUUAUAAGAAGUGCUUUUGAUUAUGCUUCAGUCGCGUAUUAUUGUUUUUGGGCCCUGUAUGGGUCUUUUCUUUACCUCGAAUUUUUACCAAUAAGUUCAAGUAAUUCAGUAGUUCGCCGCAUAUAUAUUCAGUACACGUCAGACGCACAAUCUAUAUGACUAUAUGCAUUCUCAGUUAAUAUGAUCGAGUUGACUCAUGGCUAAAGUGCGGUUGUUAUUCUGACUAAUUUUAUACUGAAUUUAUAGAACUAAAUAACUGGUAAUAUCUGAGAAAUUCCUAUCUCUAAAACUCGUUUCGUGUCCUUAGCUUAAAGCUAAGCCAUUAUGCAUUAACGUUGUCCUCUACAGAUACCCAUGUGUGAUGUGUCUGGCAUGACUGCACUAGCACAUUAUUAUUAUUAUUAUUAUUAUUAUUAUUAUUAUUAUUAUUAUUAUUAUUAUUAUUAUUAUUAUUAUUAUUAUUAUUAUUAUUAUUAUUAUUAUUAUUACGUUUUCCUUCAAACUUUUAGCUCUUGGCCGCAAUGAAGAUUGAAUUUCGAUACAAAUAAAUUAUGCAAACUAACUAUAAAUACUGACAAACACUUUUAGGAUCUUGGUUUUAGACGAAGCUUCACGAUUUCCGAGCUUAUAGCGAUAAAGUAAACUAUGUUUUCGAGGGGGCCAAGUUUCCGAGGGGGGGGGGGCAUAUUUUUUCCUAGGAAAUUUGGGGGGGGGGGGCAAAUUUCCUGGGACACCGGGUCAUUCUACGAACUAUAUAUUGACCAAGGAGUGAUUCUAUAUAAUGCUCCCAGUUGGCGAGGGCGAUCAGCGGCUCUUAGAGUAUAUAGUUUCCACUUAUCAUAUAAUGACUUUGAAAAUUUGUUGAAUAAAAAUGUCUUUUUGAUCAUUGAUUUUAUCGAAGCCCAAUGGAAUGUUUAUAAUUGUAAAUAAUUUGCAAUAUGACGUACAUGCAUUAUAUUAUGUUAUAAAUAAUACUGUUUUAUCAUUUGCAUAACAACACUCAAAAUCCUAAAAAUAAUUAAUAGUUAUAUCAGGUCUAUACUAUCCUGUUCUAAAACAACGCACAUUGUGAAGUAAUUUAAAACUCAUAAAUUUGGUUUUCCCUGUAGCUACUGUACUAGUACAACAUUCCUUCCCCUCAUAUCAAUGUUGUUUUUAUCCUGAAGCUAAAACUGUAAAGGAAGCGGAGGUUUCACCCAAUUGCCCAUGAAACUACUAAUCUACUGACACACUGCUAAAUAACUCGGAACAUAUAUACUGCUCAACUUUUGCGAAUGUUGCCAGUUAGUUUUGCGAAUGUUGCCAGUUCUUUCUUUUCAUUUCUAGAUGAAUAAAUUAAUUAUUUAAUUUAACAUGUUACCGUGAUGUUUACUAUAAAAAUUCGCACACAUGCAUAUAGAUUAUAGAGGCUUAAAUUCACAUUAGCCGCUGUGAACAAAAAGUACUUUUCCAUCACUUGAAAGGUAUUUUAUCAAAAUGAUUAUAGUAUAUUUUCUGUUGAGUAUAAAGACCUUAUAACUCUAUUUCCGGCAAAUAGACUUGCGAAAUUGCGAUAGGCAGAAAAUAUACUCUAGUACUUUCUAUUCGCAGACCAGUUAUUUCUGACCAGGAUUGACAUCGUCAUCUUUUCAUUUCUAGAUGAAUAAAUUAAUUUAAUAUGGUACCGUGAUGUUUACUAUAAAAAUUCGCACACAUAUAGAUUAUAGAGGCUUAAAUUCACAUUAGCCGCUGUGAACAAAAAGUACUUUUCCAUCACUUGAAAGGUAUUUUAUCAAAAUGAUUAUAGUAUAUUUUCUGUUGAGUAUAAAGACCUUAUAACUCUAUUUCCGGCAAAUAGACUUGCGAAAUUGCGAUAGGCAGAAAAUAUACUCUAGUACUUUCUAUUCGCAGACCAGUUAUUUCUGACCAGGAUUGACAUCGUCAUCUUUUCAUUUCUAGAUGAAUAAAUUAAUUUAAUAUGGUACCGUGAUGUUUACUAUAAAAAUUCGCACACAUAUAGAUUAUAGAGGCUUAAAUUCACAUUAGCCGCUGUGAACAAAAAGUACUUUUCCAUCACUUGAAAGGUAUUUUAUCAAAAUGAUUAUAGUAUAUUUUCUGUUGAGUAUAAAGACCUUAUAACUCUAUUUCCGGCAAAUAGACUUGCGAAAUUGCGAUAGGCAGAAAAUAUACUCUAGUACUUUCUAUUCGCAGACCAGUUAUUUCUGACCAGGAUUGACAUCGUCAUCUUUUCAUUUCUAGAUGAAUAAAUUAAUUUAAUAUGGUACCGUGAUGUUUACUAUAAAAAUUCGCACACAUAUAGAUUAUAGAGGCUUAAAUUCACAUUAGCCGCUGUGAACAAAAAGUACUUUUCCAUCACUUGAAAGGUAUUUUAUCAAAAUGAUUAUAGUAUAUUUUCUGUUGAGUAUAAAGACCUUAUAACUGUAUUUCCGGCCAACAGACUUAAUAAAAUUGCGAUAGGCAGAAAAUAUACUCUAGUAAUUUCUAUUCGCAGACCAGUUAUUUCUGACCAGGAUUGACAUCCUCAUCUUUUCAUCUCUAGAUGGUCCAUCAGCUGGCAAGUUGUAUGCUAAUGAUCAGAUUUUGAAGAUUAACGACGAAGACGUAUGUGAUAUGCCACAGUCAGACGUUAUUCAACGAAUUAAGUAAGGAAUUGUAUAUUUCUAACCAUUUAUUACAGUGCCUUUAAAGGCAACGCAUGCAAGUGUUACCAUCGAGUUAAGAGAUGCUAUUCAGUUUAAUAAUAUCGUCAAGUAUACAUGCAGUAAACAGAGUGAUUCAUCCUUCCGGCAAAACUCAGCCUUGACUAUAGAGCUCUAUCGUUUCUGUGAUUGAGAUAUUCAUGGGUUGAGAGGCCUAUAUCUUGUUACAUGUGACAUUUAUGCCAUCAUUCCGUUAUAUUAGAUAAUAUUAAAGAACUUUAUACCAUCACUAACAAGAUAAAGGACUCUAAAGGAGUAAAGUCGAUAUCUCAAGCCCGAAAACGAAGCUCUAUGGCCAAGGCUAGGUAAUUUCUAGGAGGAUGUAUUCUGUCUUGUGAUUUGUUAUUGUCGACCCAGCAGAUAUUAAGAAAGUAAACCAACUUCUGCUGGGGAAAGUGGUUAAUAAAAGACUAUAUAUGGAUAAGAUUUACACCUACCCCAACCGCUUUCGAGAAAUUAGAACACAUGUAAUUCCUAUAAAGUUUUCGGUGCAUGCACAGUGUGGUUCGUUCCUCCAUAUUUAUUAAAUCGUGAAUAUAAAGGUAAGAAUAAGCACUAUAACCCAAUACAGAAUCAUGUAGCCUAUGUUUCGUAUAGACUUUGUUGAAUUGUUAAAAAAACCCAAAUUAAUCAGUGUUUGUUACUUCCUGUUAUAAUGUGUUUACCAUUAGAGGUCAACCAAUUGGAAAAUAAUCCCUAAGGGUUAUAGUGAUCACGCUAUGUCUAGAGGGACUCCACUUGCACGCACUAUACGCACCAUAGUUUCAUAUUUGUAAGAGGUCUACCGUUUUACAUUCACUCCACUUUCAAUUUUUGCUGAUUGCCUUCUUCUGAUGCAUCUGAACGAGUAGAUGAGUUACGAAUGUCCGGAAUGCAUGUACGCUCAUAUAAAUAUUUAUAGCUCAUCCACUCGUUCACAUUCAUCAAAAGAAGAAAGUCGUACCUAAAAUCGCGGCAAAAAUUGGUAAACGGGCCUUAAUAUGUAUAUUGCUUUCAAUUUUUUUCCAGGGAGUCCACUCAAGAACUGAAUCUUGAAGUUAUCGCUAGUGAUGAUGUUCAAGAUGUCAGAAAUCGGGUAAGAGUAUUAGAAUAGGAGAAUUUAAGAUGUCUAAAGAAAUUGUAAUUUUUAACCAGCAUAUCAUAUUUCAUUUGAUCUUGUAUAUAUGCAUGGCCAUUUAAACUUUAAUGUCAUUAUAUACCAUUGAUGACUGGAAGCUAGUCAACGUACUGUGGAGUGUAGGAUAAAAAUGUUGUUUGUUUAGCGUCCAUUGUUUUGUAUUUUCUAAAAUUGCUCAAUGGCAACCGUGACUUUUGGCCAAACAUCCACGCCACUAGUCUAACCCAAAACAUUGCCAUAUGUUAGUUGGGCGAAAACACAAUACACACGUGAUGGCGAGGGAGCACAUUUUUAAAUAAUCCCAGAAAAAAUCAUAGAUGAUAUAAUGAGUUGUAUUGUUUCUAUCAAGUUCCAAACUUUGUAUUCUAUUGAAUAUGUUUUUUUUUUCUAAUUUCGCUUGUGAAUUGAUUUUAUGAACAGGGCCAACGCAAAUCAUCAAUAAUGAGUCGCACAACAAGAGAAAGACGAAGAUCCAACCCAGUCAGUGUUCGUUUUGCUGAUACACCAGUUCUUGUUCAAUAUGUCGGUUCUCCUCCAAGCUAUCCACUCAGGCGGGUACGUAUAUUUUUCAAAACUUAACAAUAAUGCACUCACAGUGACUCAAAAUUUUCAGUAAAAUUUCUCAAAUUUAUGAGCGAAUUUACUCAAUUUUUUAUUGAAGUUUCAAUAUUUUGAAAGGUUUUGAGUAUAAAGAUUCAUUUUUGCUCAUAAAUUUGACUGAUUUUACUCAAUAUAUAUUUCGAAUCAUGGUAGGUUCAUUAUUUUAGUCAAGUUUUUGAGUGUACUGUAUAUCCAAAGUGCAUGAAUAGACAAUAAUUUUCUAAUUGAUGACAAAUAAAAAAUUUCAUGCUUCCAUAAAAUCUGCCCCACUAUUUUGUUGUUCAACGUAUUAAUCGCAGAACAUUUUUUCACGUUUUAGUCCUCGCUACCACUUAUCCCGAAUGUAUUGAAAAUUUAUCUGGAGAAUGGCCAAACAAGAUCAUUUCUGUACAAUUCCAGAACAGUUGUCAAGGUAGAGCUACGCCAUUCAUACCUUUACGAUACUCUAUUAUAUAUUGUUAUCUAUUAUUAUUAUUGUUAAAACCUUGUCCACCAUACUUACCCGUUCGGUUGGUUAAGUGUUAGCUCAGCUGACCGAGAGGGUGACCUGGACUGACUACUGUUAAUUGGACUCAGAUUAAGAUCAUGACAAUGGCAUCUUGAGCUGCCACCCCCACCGAACUAACACCUUCACACCAAUUAAAAUUGGUGGAAGUACAUUUUUAAACUGUAAUGCCAGUGGAAAGCCGUUGAGCUAAGCGUGCAAAAAAAAAUUCAAAACGCACGGUGUUGUCGUUUGGACGUUAGCCUUCGAAUGAUAGAUGUCACCUAAUACCAUUGCCCCCCCCCCGGUCAUGUGACAUGCUGACGUCAGGUUAUCUGGUUACCAAGUUGCUAACCUUGGUUAUUGCAUAACCUCAUUAAAAUGUGACUAACCCCAAAUAUGACUUUUUGCAUGUGUGAUAUUUGGGUAAUUCUAAGAAGAAAUGUAAUUUAAUAUCUUUAUUUAGUAGUAAAAACCUCAUCUUGAUCAACCUUUUCACUUUCAAGUUUCCUGAUAUAAUAUGAAAAAACUAAGGAAACCUAUUUUCCCAUAUGUUCUGCAUGAAUGUUAUUUCGAACCCUGAUUUGUUGCCAACCUUAUAUAAACACGUCUAUAUUAUAUGUUUUAGGACAUGUUCGCCUCUCUUGCUGACAAAAUUGGUUUAAAGAGAUUAGAUCGUUUUGCCUUCGUUUUACAAGCUACUCAAACUUUAAACGAUUAUAUUGUCCAGGCAAACGAACGGGUUUCUCAGGUAAAUUUUAGAAAUUACCGAAUGGUGUUUAGUGAUUUCUGGAAUAUUAUCACAUAAGCAGAAGCUGCUAGAACUUAUGGAAACCUUGAUUAUUUUAUAUAUCACAAUAUCAAAUUAAUCAUUGUAUUGUGUUCAUUAUUAUUGUACUGCAUGGGAACUACUUCUUUAAAAUAAUAAUGUCGCACAAAACAAUUAAUGUUCAUUUCAAAAGUUGAUAAAAAAUAAAACAUAACAAAGAAUUUAAUAAAAUAUAUAUCGUAACGAUUCUCACCAAAAAGAUUUAUUAAAGAAAUUCCAUACAGAUUGCGUGCAAAGCUUAAUGAGAGCACAAGUUUCAAGCUUAGUAGUUGUAUAUUGCAGCUAUUUGUGAAUGAAUUGUUCUGGAAAGGGGAUAUUUACCAAAGGGGAUAUUUACCUAAACUGAUUAAAUGGUUCUCCCAUUAUGCUUUGCACGCUUACAGUUUCAGGUUUAGAGUUAUUGUUCAUUAAGUAAUAUGAUAAGGAGAAAAUGUUCUCGAGUGAGAUAUUUCAUAAUUUCGAGACGGUGUGCAAGCAGAAAACUCUGCUCGCCGCGGCUGGGUUUCGAACCCGGGACCUUCGAAUUACUAAAUCGAUGCUCUACCAACUGAACUACACUGUCAGGACGGAUCGAAUACUGGAAAUUAUGAAAUAUAUACUGAAUGUCGUAAACAUACUCGUUUAUAUUAAAUCAGCAUCGAACAAUACUAUCAAAGAAACUAGAAACUUGCGGAACUAGUAUUCUGUACUAACUUAUAAAUAUUCCGUAGCUACUAACUUAUUCUUGAACUUUUUAUCUUUAAGGUAUAUGCCAGAAGAAAUUGUAACAGUUCUGCGUGGUUAUCUAAACUUCUUUUGAUGUGAGUAUCUCUUACAAAGGUCAACGAGUACUCGUAAGUCAAAGAGCGACAUGCAAUCUCACAUUUCGACUCCUGCAUGCCACUGUGUGAUUGUUAACUUCGUAUUAACCGAACGCGUGGUCUGUACGGAGAAAUAUCGGACGAAGUCUUUUUCGUACAGACCCAGCCCGUAGGGCGAAGUUUGUACAAAAAGACCGAGGUCCGAUAUUUCUCUGUACAUACGGAGCAAGGGAGGUUAAUAAAAAGUUUAUUAAAUGGCAUUUAUAGGCAUUUGAAACAAACAAGAAAUGCAUGAUUUGAAAUGCAUGUUAGUAGUAGCGUGGCACACAUUUGGUCGAAGAAAACCAAAAAUACUAAUGUAUUCCUUCUUUUCCACUAAAAACCAUUCGCAGAUAUCUUAUUAAUAAUAAAUUAAAUUAUAAAGUUUGUUUUCACGUAAUGCACUGCCACGGGAAAAUAUGGACCGCUGAAAGUGUUUCUCAGCCAAUCACAGUCCGCCAUUUCACCGGAAGUGAUGCUUGCCGUAUAAUAAGAAGUUUUAUUUAUCAGUUUAUUAGAAUAUGCAUCUAUAGUGCAACACUUGUUCACAAUCUAUAAUAUAAUUAAUAAGUGACGAAAUUGAAGAAAGUGAAUAACUCGGAUUAAAUGUAAUUAUGUUUAUUUCCUUUUUUAGUUUUGCUCCGAAAGAUAUUCAUUUAUUUCUCAAGGAGGACCCAGUAGCAUUCGAUUACUUUUAUCGACAGGUGUGCACCAUUACACCAUUAUUUGUUUUGUUGGUCCGUUUGUUUUGCUUGGUUGUCUGUGAACUAUAUGCACGCUGCAGUAAAUGUGCUUGAGGUCAUUUAAGUCUAAGAGAGCACUAUUCUAGGGUUGAAAUUUAAAAACAAUUCUGUCGCCCAAGUGAAUAAGAUCUGGUCGCCCAAUUUAAUAUCAGGUCUCCUUAAAUCAAUGUGUUUUGAAGAAGAAUUUCGCAAUUGGCGAAGUUGGCACAUGCUCAUUUCAACCUCUGCUUCCUUAUAAUUCCUCCUUUGGAUUCAUAUUCUCAGAAUAAAUGAUUCUUUCGUAUCCCCGAUUUUCUUUGACCAGUAUACUGUUCCCGUGUUGGACUGGGACCAAAUAUUAAUUGUGGGUGAUUAUUUUUAAUUUUCCCUCACAAUCGCCCGACUUAUUGCGUUUUCCAUUAAAAUUUAAGAGUUCUGAAACUUUAUACUUUACAUAGCUACAAUCUAACUGAUCAAAAUAAUCAAACAAGUAAAUUGCAUGCAUUAAGCAGGGAAGAAUGAAGCGUCAAAAAAGUGAAACGUGGGGGUUAGCAAAUCCGAAAUAUUGAUUGUCAGACUAAAUCGUGGAAACCAGGGAUAGUAACUAAGAAACCGCGGCGCGUCCAACGCUAGUUUUUACCCUCCUAAUCCUUUCGAAAUCUCGUUCACCACUGCUUAUUUUUUAUAUGAACUGUGUACUUCAAUACGGCGUAAAAGCUUAACUCCUAUACUUAUUGUGUAGAUGUGUUCUCAAGUUGUCGAAGGACGUUUUGGUUGGGAACUGAAAUACGACACUGCGAUAAAACUUGCGGCCUUACAUCUUCAACAGUACGCUUUGGAAGAAAAGAUUGGGAAAGGCGGGAAAAUCUCGGUGAAAGCGAUCGAACGAGAGGUUGGUAGUCUAGAGAAUUUUGUACCAACUGCUCUCAUCGACACGAUGCAAAAGAAAGACUUACAGAGGAUAUUAACACAGCAAAUAAAACAAACGCGUAAUCUCUGCCCUCCUGGACAGAAGUACAUUUCUCCUUUACAAGCCAAACUGCAGUAUUUAAAGAUUUGUAGUGAAAUGAAAACGUAUGGAGGAAAACAGUUUAAUGCUGUUGUUGUGGAUCCCACUGCGGAAGACCAGAAGGUAAAAUGAACACGUCGUAUAGUUUCUUGUUACAUUACACAGUGCAUGUUAAGUCGGGGAUUACAAUCAGCCAUAUACAAAAUCUUCAAUACUAUGAUCCAUAUUUGAGAUAUUUGCAAAUACCAGUCCCGCAUAUUUUUGAAAUACAUGUAACCAAAGACACCCCCCAUUGUUUUAUAAUUUAAUAUAAAAAUAAUUGACAUCACAAUCAGGAUGGACGUUAUGAAAUAAUAAGACUCAGAUUGCGGUAUGCAGUAUAGUAUAUAAGUUAUGUUAAUGAAAUGCCUGCUAUGGGACUUCAACUGUCCUUAAAUUACCUUAAAUCGCCUAAAAUCGCAGAUUUGCAUGUGAGUUAAUGCGUGACUUGCUAUGUUGGGGUGCAUACUGAAAAUCAUGAUCACCAGGGAAAAUCCAUUUUCCAUGAAUAAUCGUGCAUUUGUGUUGACCCAUCAGUCAUGCUGUUGUUUUGACUUUCUUAUUUGUUACUUUAAUAAUAUUUUUUCUUCUGACUUUAGUUCUUUCAAGAUCAGAAGAUUAAUUCUGUUAUAUUUGUCGGCCCAAACAUUGGUUUAGCUCAAGUGACAAAUCCAAGAUCAUUUUCGGUGAGUAAAUCCUCAGUCCGCCAGCAUACAGUAAUUGUUUUAUCAGGUAUUAGAGAGCUUAAAGGGAUACGGCAAUAUAUUUUUUUAUUUCAUUUUAAAGAACUUCAAUUUUAUUAUUUCAUUUUAAAGAACUUUUAAAAUUAUAUGUUAAUCUCCUUUACCGAUUUUGCGUAACUUUAUUAUUUCUUGAAAUAUUUUGUCUUAAAAUAAUUUGCUGUCCGCCAUCUUGGAUUAAUUUUUAUCGCAUUAUCGGUGAUUUUAGUGACGUCAUAAGCAGGGUUAGCCAGAUAAAACUACAUCUAAAUGACCAAAUAACUUUAUGUCUUGUUUGAAAAGUCGUCAGACAGUUUUUUAUUUCAAAUAGUUACUGAAGUAUAUGAUUUUGGGCUCAUAAUAACCAAUUGCUCUAUGGAUAAAAUUAUUGCGUGACCCUGCUUAUGAUGUCACAUGCAUAUCCACCAAAAUCCAAGAUGGCGGAAAGCUCGCUGAUAUCUCAAGAAAUAAUAAAGUUACGCAAAAUCGGUAAAAGAGAUUAACAUAUAAUUUUAAAAGUUCUUCCAAAUGAAAUAAUAAAAAAUAUAUUGCCGUAUCCCUUUAAAGGUGUGUUUACACAUUAAUCUGGCCGAUUCAGCUUUAAUUAAAUGAUAUCUGUCUUAUUUUUAGAUGCAUCAAAUAGCCGAAUUCAGUCAAAUCAAUGGCUUGGUGAUCACACCGCACACUGAAGGCAAACAAAAUAUCAAACUAUUUUUAAACAACGGCAAGGUAUAGCUAUUUAACAGUUAUUCUACGAACUCGAGUCUUAUAUGAGCUGAUGAUAGCCGACGAGGUGCGCAGCACCGGCUGUGCUAACUGACAUAUACGACGAGAGACAGACUCAUCUGUAUGGCAAUAUUUUGGCAGUUGGUUGACUUGGUUCAGCAAUCCACACAACUUCCCCUAAACCUGAUAAAUCACUGUUGCUCUUUCUUUAAGUAAUACUUCAAACAUUGCUGGAACCUCGAUUUCAAUUUUUUUAUAUAUUUAAAGUGCACCUGACAUCAAUUAUUUUUAUUAUCUCAUUUUUAAGAACUUCUGAAAUGAUAUAAUAACUUAUUUUGAAGAUUUUCGUUUGCUCACUUUGUUUCCGAGUUAUUUCAGUUGCAAAUGUCCGGAAUUUACGUCACAUAUGAAUAAUGACUUAUCAAAGAAUGCAAGAUACAGUUAAAUAUCAUGAAAUAAAAAGGCUAAAUGGUGUUUGACAUAGGUAUACUUAAUCCUCCCACAAAUCCAAACUUCAUUUUAAUGAAUUAAACUCGAUAGUGAAUACGAUAUACAAGCUUUCACUUUAAAUCAUUAUGCAUUUGUGACGUAAAUUCCGGAUAUUUGCAUACCAAACAAACUGAAAUAUCUCAGAAACAAAGUGAGCAAACGAAAAUAUUCAAAAUAAGUUAUUAUAUCAUUUCAGACGUUCUUACAAAUGCGAUAAUAAAAAUAAUUGAUGUCAGGUGCACUUUAAGGGUUAUAUAGACACAACACGUAUACUUGUUGAUUUCACGUCUAUAAAUUGAGCUUCUCCCAAAAAAUUAUAUUCUGUUUAUGUUUUCGGCAUUAUUUUUUACCAUAUACAUUUUUAACUAGUUUAAAUAUAUUAAAAAUUUAUUUGCUGACCGGCAAACAAUUCCUGGGAGUAAUUUUUGAACAUUUGAACAAUUUGUAUAUAGCCAAGCUUUAACACAUCGUUGAAAUUUCUUUCUAGUCUGUUACGCUCAUCAUGGGACCAAUAUUUGAAACACGGGACUUAGUGUACUUAAUAUCUGGUUAUCAUAAACAUUUGGUUGAAAAUGCAAGACCUCUUUCAGUCAUUGAUAUGACUUCUCCUGCUGAUGUCGAGGAGCCAGUAGAUGAAGAAGGUAAGAAAAAAUUGACAAUCUAUUUCAUUUCAGAAGGUAAGAAAAAAUUGACAAUCUAUCUAUUUCAUUUCAUAAAAAAAAUUGACAAUCUAUUUUCAUUUCAUUAACCAUCUCGUAUAUAUUUAUGUGAAUAUCUCAAUUUCUCACUGAGAGCUUAUUAUGUACGAACUUUAUGAGUUUAUUUUUAAACUUAUCAUACAUAUUUUUGUGUAAUGAGAUAUUUUCUCGUACAAUAUUAUAAGAAUGAUUAUGUACAUUGGCAGGGAUGUUCUAUUGAAAUACAAUGCAAAAAAAUGUGUUUCGGUGCAAAUUUUUCAUGACAUGCCAGCUCGGCUUCCUUCUGAACAGCGCCUGAGAAGCUCGCUCGAGUGCGUUGCCCAAAUUGAAACGACGCCAUUAUCUAUAGGAAACAAUUUUCAGUAAUUGUGAUUUCGUCAAUUUUCAUUGUAGUGCCCUCGUAUUCUGAUAUACAUCAAGUGUUGCUUGAUGAUUGCAGCUACCGGAGAAAUGGUAACGAAAAUGACGAGGAUGUGAGACAAAUAGCAUUCAGACAAAGACCAGAUUUUGAGAACAGUGAGUUGUACUCGCUCGCAGAUCAUUCUAAGAACACACAACCCCCAACUCGUUUGAGCAACGGAAGUGUUAAGACUCAUUUAAGUAUUCUUGUGAACAAUAAUCAAAGUCUCAAUUCUAUCGAAGAAGAGGCUUUGUCACUUACGUCUCCGAAGUCUGGGAUAUUGUUAUCGCCAGAAAAGAGAACUUAUAUGAACGGCGUUCGUGAGCCGAAGAGAAAAUCUUUUAUGCUGCUGAGUGACGAUUUAACGUCAGAAUCAACAGACGAGGAGCGGACAGAUGAUGUAAAGACUGCAAGUCUUGAUAAAGAACAAGAUACUAAAAAUGGUUCAGAUAGCUUAAUGACUAAUGCAACAAAGUCUCCAGUCCGAAAUCACUCAUCAAUUCAUGUUUCAUCUCCGUCUCACAAUAGUGAACAUGUUGAACCAAUGGAUAACUCGGGAGAUUUAUAUAAUGGCGAUAUCAUGGGUCACGUUCACGAAGUUCAAGUAGACAUUCCUCUGACUCCAAGCUUGCCGUCGUCUGUAAGUAACACGAGUGAUGAAAUUUCAUCACUGAGUUCUAAUUCAUCUAGGACGUCCCCUUUGACAAUUUCUAGUGCUUUGUUGCUAAAGCAUCAAACUUCCAAAGAAGUUGUUUUGGUCAGUGGUGGUAGUAGUCCAACCACUGAUGCGGACGCUUCAAUGGAAAACUCGUCCGAAGAGAAGAACAAUGAAAAGGUGCACGCUUGUGAUACUAAAACCAAUGAUACAACCACUGAUCCUGAGGCUUCAAUGGAAAACUCUUCCGAAGAGAAGAACAAUGAAGAGGUACACGCUUGUGAUACUAAAACCAACGGUACAACUACUAAUCCUGGGACUUCAAUGGAAAACUCUUCAGAAGAGAAGAACAAUGAAGAGGUACACGAUUGUGACACUAAAACCAAUAAUAUAAUUGGAAGUGAAAGUCCAGCUGAAGAAAUCCAGACUAAUGGAACUGAUGCGUGUGAUGGUAAUACAUUAGGGAUAUCAAAUACCGCCGUUACUAAAGACAAUAAUCUUCAGAAUGGUAGCUCGCUGUCUGAAGUACAGGUUAAUGGCGAUAUAAAGACUUUACCUUUUAAACAGAAACGGCGUAGAUCUUCAGGGUAUAUUGCUUAUAAUGGUGGUUUUCGUCAAGACCUACAUGUACCUGAGUGUAUUAUUCAUGAUGACAUCACUUUAACGAUUGAUCAAGCCACCGAGGACAAUAAAUCAAAUAGUAGUUCUCAAGAACAAAGCACGUCUCGUAGCGAUGCGUGUGAUCACGCCCUGAAGACGUUUUACUCAUUAAAAACAAAAUUAAACACACUUAAACACUCAAUUCGUCCUGUACGAACGAACAAUGAAAUUGUGCGAAGUAGAAAGCAGUCAAUGAUCGAGAUAAUCGGUGUUUUAGAGGAAUGUAACGAGCAAAUUAAAGAUCUGACAACAGCUGAUGAGAAGGAUGUCGUUGAAGCAAUCCUGAGAACAAGGUCAUCUCUCAGUCAGUUAACUGAAUCCUGUACCCUCGCGUAUAAUGCUCAAUACAGCAUGAAGCAUUUCACGACAGAUCUCAUCGAGUCUAUUGACAAACAUAUCGAUGUUUUGAUUACGACAGAUGCCUGGAAUACGACGCCUGUUUCAGACCUCACCAGGGAAUUACACAAAGACAAAUGCGAAUUAGUUCACGAUUCGUUGGAGUCAUUACGGAAAAGUAUAAACAAACUCUGA